AUGGCAGACACGACAUUCACAGGCACGCGCUCCGGGCUGUGUGCUAGCGAUUUCCAAAAGCAGCUCACUAAAAUCUUUUUCCGUUCACUCGCCUCGGACGCGGACAAGAUCGAAUACGCCGUUGCAUGCUUUCCGUCUAAUUCGCCCGCGGACAAGUGGUUCAAAGAGAUGAAGACCCUUUCCGAGCAAACAUCGACAGACCCGACGGUCACGAGCGCGAUAGCUCUCGCCGGACAAGUCACCACAACCUGGUCCAUAUUCCUCACGGCGCUCAGGACAAGGUUUCCGGACCCCACGCCGGCUCAACGUCAACGCGCGGAGAUUGAACGGUCAAUCAAGAACGCUGUCUUGGAUGUGUCGACCCUUGGGAAACUCGUGGACAUCGAUGGGCGGAAGGACUACACGCAUAUCGUCUUCGCCGACAAGCUCGAGGCCGACGUCACUGAAGGCCAGCUUCUCUCGAGCGACUGGUUCAUGACGACCGUACGGGAGAAGCUGCCAAUGGCCAUACAGGUCUUGCUCGCACCAUCUUACCCAGAUUGGGAGGCCUUUCUCAAGGGCAUCCGUAGUGUGGACGUCAGCCUUCUUGAGCAGGGAGCUGCACAGGAAAUGGAGACCGAUACCAUGCGCCAGCGCCUCGCCUCACUCGAGCGACUCAUGCAGAACAUGAAGAUAUCGCCGGCCACAACACGGCCAGUGCCAGGGGGUCCGCCACGACCUGCAAGCGCCUCGCGAGCGGCCGCGAUCCCGGCCGUUCAAGCUCAAUCGGGCGUGACCGUUGCAAGCCCGCCAAAUACCGAACGCGUCGAGACGGAAGUUCAGCUUCGGGCCGUCAUGGCACGGUACCCGCAACGCCCCGACACCGCAGAGGGUCGUGCGAAGUACCUCGACGAUGUUAGAGCCUGGCACGCCACAUAUGGCCGCGAUGCCAGGGUCACAGGAUCGACUGGAUUCCCAAUUCGCCCGGGCACCGAACCAGCGGGUACAGGUGAAUGCUGGCAGUGCGGAAAGAAGGGGCAUAGAGCAGUCUGUUCCGCUCCAGAGGCCGAGAGAGUACCGCAGAAGGAGCAGGUGUGGCGCCGUGUCGUGUACUGCAUACGACGCGACAUCCGAGCCGCACAAGGCCCCGUGGGUGUUAACGUCGUAGGUGCAGAGGACGACUACAUGGCCGAGUACGAGUAUGGGGUUAGCGGCCAGGCGUCGGGUGUAUGGGAAGACGAAGAGGGAAAAGACUAA
Peniophora sp. CBMAI 1063 is the source of this 1236-nucleotide messenger RNA. NCBI's taxonomy places the organism in Eukaryota, Fungi, Basidiomycota, Agaricomycetes, Russulales, Peniophoraceae. The record is from the annotation of a GenBank genome assembly.